Molecule: messenger RNA, 936 nt
Organism: Coffea arabica (coffee)
Lineage: Eukaryota; Viridiplantae; Streptophyta; Magnoliopsida; Gentianales; Rubiaceae
Source: RefSeq, a predicted model, not a curated record
AUUGGUUGCAUAUCAAUCCAUUUCCUAACAUGAUGAUCACCCUAGAACUUUAAAUAUGCAUCCAAAAUGUCAUGUGCUAAACCAAAGAAAGUUCUCUCACAAGUAUUUCUAGCAAGCUUCUUUGAUUGCUAAUUUCUCUAAGCAGAUAUGAGUUCUUCACCUCCGAUCCCACCAGAUACAGUAAUUACUGUAUCACCAGGACCAGCCCCAAAAGACCCCUGUUUGGAUAGAUGCGUUGUAAUAGGAUUUUUAAGCAUUAUAUUCCUGGCUUUUGCAAUUGUUAUAACUGUGGCACUAGUUUUCUUUACUGAUGCCAAAGAUCCCCAGUUUCAAGUUGACUCCAUCAUGGUUUCUCCUCUCAACUUAUCCAGCAAUGUUGAUGGAACAAGAUCACAUUGGAGCAUUGGAAUCCUGAGCCAAGAACAAGACCAAAAUUCUUGUUCAGACAGAAGCAGCAUUGUUGGAUGGAGUUGAUAGAGAGGGAGGAGUUGUCGGUUUCGAUUUGAAGCUCCUGGUGAACUCAAUCUACUUAAUCAGCCAAAAUAGACGACAAUAUUCUUGGUUCGAUGUUCUUUGCAGCAAUUUGAUGUUUGAAUUCUCUUCGCAUGCACCCAAUGGAACAAUGGUGGGAGGAGCAAAGCAGUGUUCCAUCAAUUGAGGCUAAUGCUAGCUCGAGAUUUUUCUGGUCAUCCAUGGAACAAGCCAAAUUAAAUUUCUUGAGGAGCUUUGAUUAUUUGAAGUCAGUAGAUUUUUUUUUUUUAGGGUAGUUUGCUCAAUGUCUUGGUAACAAACUUAUCAAUUUCUCAUGCUUAUUUAAAAAAAAAAAAUUGUUAAAAGUCAUCUGGAUGUAGCCAAAUUCUGUCUUUUGACAUAUAUCUAAACACGCUAAUGUACACACUGAUAAUGCCUGCGAAAAUUUGGGUGUAUCAGUUUUAG